GUUACCCAUAGAGUUACGGAUUUUUUCUACGCACUUCCAAUUAUAACACCUUUCUUUUCUUUUCCUUCCCUUUCCUUUCCUUUCCUUUCCUUUUCUUUGAUUUAUAAGAUACUUCACAUUAUCUACUUCCAUAUAAUCUACAUACAAUCAUCAUUAUCUAAACCAUGUCGUUAAAGCGUAUUAACAAAGAGUUAGCCGACUUAGGAAGAGAUCCACCAUCUUCAUGUUCCGCUGGUCCAGUUGGUGACGAUUUAUAUCAUUGGCAAGCAUCUAUCAUGGGUCCUCCAGAUUCUCCAUAUGCCGGUGGUGUAUUCUUUUUAUCAAUUCAUUUCCCAACUGACUAUCCAUUUAAACCACCUAAGAUUGCCUUCACCACCAAAAUUUAUCAUCCGAAUAUUAAUGGUAAUGGUAAUAUCUGUUUGGAUAUAUUAAAAGAUCAAUGGUCUCCGGCAUUAACUAUCUCAAAAGUAUUAUUAUCUAUUUGUUCUCUUUUAACAGAUGCUAAUCCUGAUGAUCCGUUGGUACCUGAAAUAGCCCAUAUUUAUAAACAAGAUAGAGCCAAAUAUGAAGCCACUGCUAAAGAAUGGACAAAGAAAUAUGCUGUUUAGACUAUAUUAGACUAAACUAGACUAAUUUUCCUUUUGGUUCAAAUUCUUUACGUAUGAAAUUUUUUAUUGUCCAAUUUUAAUUUUAAUUUUAAUAUAACGAACUAUAGAGUUAUCAAUUUUAGUAACAUUUUUUAAUGAAUAAAUUAAUUAAUCAACCUACUAUUUAACAAAAGAAUUUAUAUAAUAAGAAGACAGGUUUGCAUUAUGUUAUAUCAACUUAAAGUUAUAUUAUGUUAUGUUAAAUUGAACAUCUCUAUGUUUAAUUUUAUCAUUAAAUAUUUUGAAUAAUAGAAACAAUGAAUGGCUAAUGAUAAACCAUAUUUUAUUAUAAUUAUGAUUAUGUUGUAGAACUAAGUAAUUGUAGAUUGUAGAAAAAACAUUUAUUAGCAGUAGUGAAAAAUGCAAAUCGCACCCAAAGC
Messenger RNA from Scheffersomyces amazonensis, 1027 nucleotides. It is a transcript of the gene UBC4, whose product is annotated as E2 ubiquitin-conjugating protein. The record is from RefSeq and is a predicted model, not a curated record. The coding region runs from base 165 to 608 and encodes 147 amino acids. Gene Ontology annotation, cellular component: nucleus. The transcript has 2 exons. Gene Ontology annotation, molecular function: ubiquitin conjugating enzyme activity. NCBI's taxonomy places the organism in Eukaryota, Fungi, Ascomycota, Pichiomycetes, Serinales, Debaryomycetaceae. Gene Ontology annotation, biological process: protein polyubiquitination.